Molecule: messenger RNA, 1883 nt
Organism: Gossypium raimondii (Peruvian cotton)
Lineage: Eukaryota; Viridiplantae; Streptophyta; Magnoliopsida; Malvales; Malvaceae
Product: dihydrofolate synthetase
Exons: 10
Coding region: 58-1710 (550 amino acids)
Biological process (GO): tetrahydrofolylpolyglutamate biosynthetic process
Cellular component (GO): cytosol; mitochondrion; cytoplasm
Molecular function (GO): ATP binding; tetrahydrofolylpolyglutamate synthase activity
Source: RefSeq, a predicted model, not a curated record
GUGAGUGCAGCAUCUUUUUCCUGGGAAACAAACGGAAAAUCCCCCCCAAAAAAAGGAAUGAAAAUCCGUAAGCUUAUCGUCAGCCAACGCUCUACUCUCACUCACAGAAAACCGUUAUCAAACUUCCAAUUGGAAUCGAAACAAUGCCUCUCGUCGUACACGGAGGAGCCGGAGCUCGAAGGUUUUAGCCAGUUCAUCGAUUCCCUCAAAAACUACGAGAAAUCCGGCGUCCCUAAAGACGCCGGUACCGAUUCCGAUGAUGGGUUCGAUUUGGGCCGAAUGAAACGCCUUAUGACCCGACUUGGCAACCCGCUAUCCAACUUCAAGAGUGUUCAUAUUGCUGGGACAAAGGGAAAAGGAUCCACUGCAGCUUAUUUAUCGAACAUCUUACGCUCUGAAGGUUAUUCUGUUGGUUGUUAUACUAGUCCACAUAUGCUUAGUAUAAGAGAACGUAUGUCAGUAGGAAAAAUGGGGAAGCCAGUGUCUUCCAAUGCAUUGAAUUGCCUCUUCCAUAGUAUUAAACGAAGUCUCAACGAAGCUAUUGUGCUCGAAAAUGGAUGUCUUAGUCACUUCGAGGUUCUUACUGCGGUGGCAUUCGCUUUAUUUGCUCAAGAGAAUGUGGAUAUUGCAAUCAUAGAGGCUGGUUUAGGGGGUGCUAGGGACGCUACGAAUGUUAUUUCUAGUUCGGAACUUGAUGCGUCGAUCAUAACGACGAUAGGUGAGGAACAUUUGGCUGCGCUCGGGGGUUCUUUGGAAAGCAUUGCAAUGGCAAAAGCUGGAAUCAUUAAACAUGGUCGUCCAGUGAUUUUAGGCGGGCCUUUUCUUCCCCACAUUGAUCGCAUUCUUCGUGAUAGAGCAGCUUCAAUGUUUUCACCUAUUGUAUCAGCAUCUGAUGCUGGAGUUAGAACAUCCAUAAAAGGAAUUGGCAUGUUUAAGGGCAGACCUUCUCAAUGCUGUGACUUGGUGAUAGAACUUGACCAUGGCUCACAGUCGUCCAUUGAGUUACGUGAUCUAAACCUGUCGAUGCUUGGAACUCAUCAACUUCAAAAUGCAGUAACUGCAACAUGCGCGGCACUAUGCCUGCGCAACCAAGGAUGGAGAAUCUCGAACGGAUCUAUUAGGGCUGGCUUGGAGAAUACAUUCUUGCCAGGAAGAAGCCAAUUUCUGUCGUCCAAAGAAGCUGAGAAGUUAGGAUUAUCAGGAUCAACAGUAUUAGUCGAUGGAGCUCACACGAAAGACUCUGCAAAAGCUUUACUGGAAACAAUACAAACGACGUUUCCGGAUUCACGACUGGCUAUUGUUGUUGCUAUGGCUAGUGACAAAGACCAUUUAGCAUUUGCUAAAGAAUUCCUUUCAGGUAAACAACUAGAGGCAGUCUUCCUAACAGAAGCCGACAUAGCUGGUGGCACAUCACGGACGACCUCGGCAACCGCUUUAAGAGAUUGUUGGAUACAAGCUUCCAGAGAAUUGGGCAUUGAAGUUCUUCACGAUAGAAUGACACGGUAUAGAGAAUUGUUCGAGGACAACUUCAUUUCCUCGACAAGGGACUCGAAACAUGAAACCAUAGUUGCUGCCCAGAACUCGCUAUCGGAUUCCUUGAGGUUUGCUAAUCAAAUUCUUAGAGAAAGAACGAGGAACGAGCUAGGUAUUCUCGUGGUCACCGGAUCUCUGCAUAUUGUUUCGCUGGUAUUAGCUUCUCUUAAUAGGUAAUGGUAUUGGCUCAAUAAACUUUUUACUAGUCACACUUUGCUAUUGCUUUGCAUGCCAGAAUCAGAGAUUUGUUUGAGAGUUUUUUUUUUUUGUAUAAUCUCAUUAUGUAAUAAAUAUAUUUAUUAAAAUUUUAUAAUAAAAUUGAAAUGGUGAAGUUAAAUGUUUAGGUUCAA